AUGACAAUGAAAGGCCUGUCCAGCAGCCGUAGUCACCCCCACGCGGUGACCUGCGACCCCUCUUACGACUCCAUGACCCUUGGCCACGCGGAUCGUCGGUCCUACUUCCUCAACCCCGGGGAAUCUCAUCCUGCUGACCACUCCUGCUACACCCAACGCAACUCCUUCCAGUCUGAGUGCAAUGCCUAUCCUGACCUGGCCAGCUGCACCUUCCCCCGCAGACAUUACAGCUCCCACCAUGAGCUGAAGGAGGAGUGUGGCGCUGUGGUGCCUUAUACAGGGCCAACAGGGAGCAGUAAGGGAAGCGGAGGAGGUGGAGCAAACAACAACCGCAUCCCAUCUAACCUGCUAGAGCAGUUUGAGCGCCAGGCGCCGGUGCGGCGUGAAGGCUACCACACGCUGCAGUACAAGCGCACCGCGGUAGAGCACCAACGCAGCGACAGCCCCGGUCGGAUCCGCCAUCUCGUUCACUCUGUCCAGAAGCUUUUCACCAAGUCCCACUCCUUGGAGGGGCCCUCGGGGUCUGGUGGAGGAGGGAGCGGGAGGAUGAAUGGCAGCAAAUCCAGUCCUGAUGACCCGCCCUCAUCCUCCGGCACCCUGAAGCACAGUAAACGCAGUAAGAGCAAAGACCGCUCAAAGUCGGAGCCUAAGAUGCGCACUGCCAUCUCCGGCUACUGGAGCUCAGACGACACGCUUGACCGGGAGGUGUGCCUCUACCACCAUCACCACGGGGGCAGCAGUGGAGGCCUGCCCUCCGGGGUCAUGACUAUGGGGCGCCACCCAGACAAAUCUCAGUCGCAGUACUUCAUGGAGUCCUACAACACCAUCAGCGCCCACUCUCUCAAGACGUCACGCAGCAACAACGAUGUGAAAUGCUCGACGUGCUCCGGGGGCAGCAGUGGAGGGCUGCCGUUGGUGGGCGCGCUGGACGGCCAGGUGCAGCUGAAGAAGAGCUCGUGGUCUUCAACACUGACGGUGAGCAGAGCACGAGAGGUCUACCAGAAGGCCUCAGUCAACCUAGAUAAGGCUCUAGUGAAAGCCGAGCAGGGACGCACCUGCCACUUCCUACAGGUGCCUCAGGAUGACUGGAGCAGUUUCUCUCCACUGGGGAAGGACGAUGAGAUCCCGUGCCGGCGGAUGCGCAGCGGCAGCUACAUCAAGGCCAUGGCAGAAGAGGACAGCGGUGACUCGGACUGCAGCCCCAAACCCUCGCCCAAGGUCCAGGCACGGCGGGCGAGCUACCUGAAGGCCACACAGCCGUCCCUCACAGAGAUGACCACGCUGAAGAUUUCUACAGAGCACUCACCCAAGCUGCAGAUCCGGAGUCACAGCUAUCUGCGGGCGGUGAGUGAGGUUUCCAUCAAUAGGAGUCUGGACAGCUUGGACCCAGCAGGGCUCCUGGCCUCGCCUAAAUUCCGCUCGCGAAACGAAAGCUACAUGAGAGCCAUGAGCACUAUCAGCCAGGUGAGCGAGGUGGAGGUGAACGGGCAGAUCGAGGCGGUGUGUGAGUCAGUGUUCAGUGAGAUGGAGUCGCAGGCGGUGGAUGCCCUGGACCUGCCCAUGCCCGGCUGCUUCCGCAUGCGGAGCCACAGCUACGUGCGUGCCAUAGAGAAAGGCUGCUCGCAGGAGGAGGAGGAGGGAGGCGUCGCAGUGGGCAACAGAAGGACCAACUCACCCCCGCGCACCACCACCACUGUCAGAACCAUCCAGAGCAGCACAGUGUCAUCAUGCAUCACCACCUACAAGAAGACACCUCCCCCUGUCCCACCACGCACCACCCCAUCCAAACCCUUCAUAUCCAUCACAGCCCAAAGCAGCACAGAGUCUGCCCAGGACGCCUAUAUGGACGGGGGCUCGGGCCAACGGACGGGCAUCAGCUCCCAGCCGGGCCUGUCCAACUCCACGGAGAGCAUCGACAGCAUGAAGGCCCUGACGGCAGCCAUCGAGGCGGCUAACGCUCAGGUGCACGGCCCGGCCAGCCAGCAUGUCACAAACAGCACCAUCACCAUCACUGCCACCGCCACCACCUCCGCCGUCGCGCACGUCUCUGCAGACAGCAAGGCGCAGAGGGAAGCGCUCCGCAAGUGCCUCUCCAUAGGGAUCCAGGUGGACCCAGAGGAAGGAGGGCCCACAGAGGAGCAGUCUAAAUUCCAGUCGAUAGGAAUUCAGGUGGAGGAUGAGCGAUGUUACCGCAGGAUGACCCGCUCCAACAGCGUAACCACGGCUGUGCAGGCUGACCUCGACGACCCCACAGAUGUCCCAGAGCUGCCGCCGCGUCACUGCGCCACCAUGCCGCGCCAGCACUCCCGGGACGCUGCCACCUCCACCGUCAGCAUCCAAGGCUCGGGGAACCACUACCAUGCAUGUGCCGGGGAUGACUACGGGGAGGUGGGGUUCGACCCGUCUAUCCUGCCCCCUCCGGACCCCUGGAUGGACAGCGUGGCCGAGCCAGAGGCGGAGGGUUCGGAGGCUGUCGGCCGAUCGGUGUGCCCCCGUGACGGCCGCUGGUUCCUCAAGUUGCUGCAGGCCGAGACGGAGCGCAUGGAGGGGUGGUGUAGGCAGAUGGAGCAAGAUGAGAUGGAGAAUGAGCUGCCUGAUGAGAUCAUGGGGAAGAUCCGCAGUGCAGUGGGGAGUGCCCAGCUGCUGAUGUCCCAGAAGUUCCAGCAGUUCCGGGAGCUGUGUGAGGAGAAUCUGAACCCAAAUGCACACCCACGGCCCAUCUCCCAGGACCUGGCAGGUUUCUGGGACAUGCUCCAGCUGUCAAUCGAGAACAUUAGCCUGAAGUUUGAUGAACUCCACCAACUCAAAGCCAACAACUGGAAACCUCUGACUCCCCCAGAAAUUCAGGAGAGAAGGAUGCCUCCUCCUGUGCCAAAGAAGCCCCAGAAGGGCCACCCUCCCCUGGCUAGGGACCGCUCGCUGGAGAGCUCUGAGCGCCAGCGUCUGGAGGCUCGCAAACGCCUGCUAGCUGCCAAACGUGCCGCGUCGGUUCGGCAGAGCUCUGCUACUGAGAGCGCAGACAGUAUCGAGAUCUAUAUCCCCGAGGCUCAGACCAGACUAUGA
Molecule: messenger RNA, 3063 nt
Organism: Seriola dumerili (greater amberjack)
Lineage: Eukaryota; Metazoa; Chordata; Actinopteri; Carangiformes; Carangidae
Gene: dlgap1b
Product: DLG associated protein 1
Exons: 10
Coding region: 1-3063 (1020 amino acids)
Biological process (GO): signaling
Cellular component (GO): postsynaptic specialization; glutamatergic synapse
Molecular function (GO): molecular adaptor activity
Source: RefSeq, a predicted model, not a curated record